Messenger RNA from Mercenaria mercenaria, 1031 nucleotides. RefSeq names its product perlucin-like protein. Lineage: Eukaryota; Metazoa; Mollusca; Bivalvia; Venerida; Veneridae. The record is from RefSeq and is a predicted model, not a curated record. Gene Ontology annotation, molecular function: signaling receptor activity. The coding region runs from base 146 to 643 and encodes 165 amino acids. The transcript has 5 exons.
CGCCUUUUAACAGUGUAACUUUUAGACAGAUCAAACAAAACUACAUAUUGACCUCAAGAUAAGUCUAUAGUUGUAUUUAAAUGGAAGCACCAUUGAUAUUGAAUAAAAUUAUGUAGCAAAAUUGCUUAUCUCGUUACAUUGAUAUAUGACCGCUUCGCCAUACUGGAAUCGGAGACGCAUAGUUAUGUUCAGAUUAUUGAUAUUUUUGGUUUUUAUCCAACUAACAAUUUCGGCGUGUCCGAACGGGUGGCUUGAAAAUGGAAACUCUUGCUAUCUUUUCAGCAAUGACGAGGAGUACUGGACCGGCGCAUUUGAAAUGUGUAGGAUAGUUGGUGGGCAUUUAGUAGAGAUAAACGAUGACACUGAAAACAAAUUUAUCGCGGCUCAAGCAAGUUCGACUGGACGACAAUACUGGCUAAGUCUUACUGAUGUGGUAGAAGAAGGAAACUGGGUUUGGAUGACCAGUAAGAUGCCAAUGACUUACAGCAACUGGAAUAUGGGAGAACCAACGGCAAGUUUCCAUGGUGAUUUCGAAGAUUGUGUUGACAUGUAUACAAACGGCAAGUGGAAUGACGUCACUUGUACAACAAGGAAGUUUUAUGUUUGCGAGAAAGAAAAUGAGUCUAUAGAUAUUAUUGGAUAGCGAAGAAAAUGGAGUACCAGAUUUGUUUUUAAAGACAUUUCAGUGUUUAUAAAGUGUUGUUUGAUUCACCAAAUCCCUAACAAAUAUUGUGGAGCUUUAUCGUUUAGAUCCUGAUUAGAUAUGCAUCAUUCCAAAUGUCUCCAGGGUGGUAGUAGGUUCUUUAAAAUUUUGAAAUAUCUUCAGUAAUAUCAAUUCUAUUUAACAAAAAUGUAUUUUCCCUGUAUCGAAUUCUGACCCCAUGAAAACAUCUGAAUAUAGAUUUUUACCUAAAUUUAACCAUUUUCAUGUGGUCUCUUUGAAUUAAUAGAUCCAUAAAAAAUCAUUACUAUUCUUCAUUUAUGAAAUCGAAUUUUGCAAUGUUCUAUUAAAAAUAAAUAUAUGUGAUUUA